CUGCUUUGGCAGCAAGGCGUUCUUUGGAAAGGAGUGCAGCAUCCUAGAAAAACUCUUUCCCUUUCUCUCUCUCUCUUUCUGCCUCGCUUUCUCCAUGAUACAUCAAGCUCGGUGAGCGGAGCCAAGAACCCACACCCUCUGUGCUCUCAUUCUUCGCCUGCUUGUGAAGAACACGGAUUUAUUCUUUUGGUGAGAAGGGGAGAGAACGGCAACCUAGAAGAGAGGAGCAGAUAGAUGUGGAGGCAUCCCUCCCAGAAGCAAGCUGGCUGGCAAACCUGAAUUGCCAGCAGGGAGAGUGACUGAGCAGCCAAGCAGCUGCCCUGAGUUUCAGCCUGCUUGUGGUGCAGGUUUUUCAAGUCGCACGCACCUGCCUGUCACACACGAUAUAUCUUAUUUAUUUUUAUACGCACACACAUAUAUAAGGGUGCCGUUUGAGGUAGCCACCUACACAGGUACUUAAAUAUUCACCCAGAACGCCAGCUGCUUGAAGAAGAUCUUGGUUGCUUCCCAGUCACCACCAAACUUGUGGAGAUAAGAUGUCAACGGAAAAGGCUGUCAGUCCCACGGAGGAACAGGUGGAAAUCCUGGAGUACAAUUUCAACAAAGUGAACAAGCACCCUGACCCUGCUACCCUUUGCCUUAUUGCUGCUGAGGCAGGCCUGACCGAGGAAGAGACCCUGAGAUGGUUCAAGAAGCGCUUGGCUGAAUGGCGGAAAUCCGAAGGGCUCCCUUCCGAAAGCGGGUCUGUCAGAGACUGAGUGGAACUUUCCUUCUAGAUACAAUCCUGGGAAAACUGACUGCACAGUGAUUUCUUUCACUGUGUACCACCACAUUACUAUCAGAACUCAUUCUUCGCCUGUUAUUUAACCAGCUGCCUUAUUUAAAAUGUAUAUAACUGGUGCGUGAGGAAUAAUUGUGCAAAAGUUUAUGUACCGGUUGAGGUAUUCUCUUACAGAACAUAAAGCUACCAAUCUGACUGCAGCUACUUCAGUAGUCAUAUGGAGG
Anolis sagrei ordinatus is the source of this 1005-nucleotide messenger RNA. RefSeq names its product HOP homeobox (gene HOPX). Lineage: Eukaryota; Metazoa; Chordata; Lepidosauria; Squamata; Anolidae. Gene Ontology annotation, molecular function: DNA binding. The record is from RefSeq and is a predicted model, not a curated record. Gene Ontology annotation, biological process: cell differentiation; regulation of transcription by RNA polymerase II. Gene Ontology annotation, cellular component: nucleus.